AUGGCUCGCGAAGGUACCCGCUCGCAAACGGGCAACUCCCGCCCCCGAGUCUUCCACACCAUCGACACCGGGCCGACCAUCACCCGCAAGAAGCGAACGAACACGACCACCACGUCGAAGCCCAAGACGAAAGUCGCCGCCACCAAGAAGAAGACGGCUGCGGGAACCGAGUCGACCACGGACAAGGUCAAGGCUGCGCUUAGUGCUAGUAGCGCGAAGAAGGAGGAUGGAAAGAAGCCGAGGGGCGUGAGGAAGUCGAGCGCUAGCGGUAGCGGUAGUGUUAAGAAAGCUGUUCAGAAGGUCAAGGCUCAGACGCAGCGCCCUGCCGAAACCAAGGCAUAG
This is a messenger RNA of Scedosporium apiospermum, 342 nucleotides long. RefSeq lists its product as uncharacterized. The coding region runs from base 1 to 342 and encodes 113 amino acids. The record is from RefSeq and is a predicted model, not a curated record. Lineage: Eukaryota; Fungi; Ascomycota; Sordariomycetes; Microascales; Microascaceae. The transcript has 2 exons.